Drosophila elegans is the source of this 726-nucleotide messenger RNA. RefSeq lists its product as uncharacterized. NCBI's taxonomy places the organism in Eukaryota, Metazoa, Arthropoda, Insecta, Diptera, Drosophilidae. The record is from RefSeq and is a predicted model, not a curated record. The transcript has a single exon. Bases 1 to 726 code for a protein of 241 amino acids.
AUGGCAUUCGUUCCCAUCUCCAAGUGUUUUGGCAUCGACAUCGAAUGGAAUAAGCCGAAAAAGUUCAGUAACGCCGCCGCCGAGAAGACUUGGAUGGAAAAGGCUCACUUGGAGGCCGAGGAUAUAAAGCUGGGUCUGGAGUGCGGUCGGUUGAAGCCAGGCGACAUGCCCGGUAGAAUAAUUGUGGAGCCGAAGCAAAUGCUGGUUUCAAGGAUCGAGUCCAAGCGUUUCGAAAAGCAGUUGCUUGACCACGAGGCGGCUUUACUCACGGAACGCGAUUUCGUGAAUCUUUUCAAUCAGCUGGGGAAAUCUUUGGCAUCCCGGAAUCCAGACAACUGCUUAAAGAUCCUCGAUCAGAUAAAGAAGAUGCAGCCUACCAAAUUAAUGCUUAUUCGUAAUCCGGAAUACGUUCAAAAUAUCCGAGCGCUGUGUGUAUUUGCGGCCAAAGAGGAGGAGUUGAAGGAAGAUUAUCUGGUCAUUCGCCAAGAGUCCACUGAAUUAUAUAACGACUUCAUGAAAAUUUUUGGCCUUGAGCCCGGCCCGGAAGACAAGUUUUGGGAAUACUUCUCUGAGCAAGUCGAGGUCUUCAAAACCACAACGAAAGAUAUGAAAGAGAUCUUUCGCACCAGCUUAAGUGAGCAGACAUACCAACGACUUCUGGACUCAAAGAAGACAUCCACAUCUGCCUCGCCCAGUCAGCCUGAUAAGAUCGAAAUGAUUAACUAA